GCAUCUCAGCUCCCUCCUUCUUUCCUAAGACAGGCAGACCUCCUGAGCAGCUUCAACGAUGAGCUCCUUCUCCAGAACCAGCUUCAGGUCCGGCGGCUUCUCCUCCGGCUCCUCCUUUGGCGGCAGAAGCCUGGGCGGAGGCGGCGUGCAGAGGUCCUACGCCUCAAGUGUGUAUGGCGGCGCUGGAGGAAGCGGGUCAAGGAUCUCCGUCUCCACCGGUGGUGGUUAUGGAGCCGGUGGCGGAGCCGGGGGCUACGGCUUUGGAAUGGGAGGGGGUUCAGGCUACGGUGGUGGCUUUGGCGGAGACGGUGGAGCCGACCUCCACGUCGGGGCGAACGAGAAGGCCACCAUGCAGAACCUGAACGACCGGCUGGCCACCUACCUGGACAAGGUGCGCAGCCUGGAGAAGGCCAAUGCGGAGCUGGAGCUGAAGAUCAAGCAGUUUCUGGAGAGCAAGACUGCCCCCACCUCCCGCAGCUACUCUGCUUUUGAGGUCACCAUUUCUGACCUGCAGGAUAAGAUCAGGGCUGCUGUUGGUAUCAAUGGAGGCAUCUUUCUGGCGCAGGAGAACGCAAAGCUGGCAGCAGAUGACUUCAGAACCAAAUACGAGAACGAGCUCGGCAUGCGCACGUCAGUGGAAGCAGACAUCGCCGACCUGAAGAGGUUGCUGGAUCAGCUGACGCUGGCCAGGUCAGACCUGGAGAUGCAGAUCGAAGGCCUCAGGGAGGAGCUGAUCUUCCUGAAGAAGAACCACGAGGAGGAAAUGGUUUCAAUGAGGUCCCAGAUGACUGGCCAGAUCAACGUGGAGGUUGAUGCCAAACCACAGGUGGACCUGAACGGCAUCAUGGCCGAGAUCCGCGAGCAGUAUGAGUCCGUUGCCGUGAAGAACCAGAGAGAGCUUCAGUCAUGGUUUGAUUCAAAGGCAGAAACUAUCACCAAAGAAGUCACACAGAGCACAGAAAUGCUCCAAUCAACCAAAACAGAAGUCUCUGAGCUCCGCCGCUCACUGCAAGGCCUGGAGAUCGAGCUACAGUCGCAACUCAGCAUGAAAUCGGCUCUGGAAGGCACUCUGGGCGAAACAGAGUCCCGGUACUCCAUGAAGCUCCAGGGGCUCCAGAUGACCGUCACGAAUUACGAGGAGCAGCUGGUGCAGCUGCGGGCCGACAUGGAGCGACAGGGCCAGGAGUACAAGAUGCUGCUCGACAUCAAGACCAGGCUGGAGAUGGAGAUUGCAGAAUACAGGAGGCUGCUGGAUGGGGAGGGCAGUGUCGGCAGCACAGUCGAGUCCACCACAACCAGAAAGGUCAUAGUUGUCACCGAGGAGAUCCACGACGGCAAGGUGGUGUCCUCCACCACCUCCUCAUAACCUGUCUACCAGAAAACGGGAAGCAACAGCUUGAGGUCCAAAGACACCACCUGAAAAGCUACUUCUGUCAAACCUGAAUGGGAAAGAAAUAAAAGCCUCUGAGUUG
Molecule: messenger RNA, 1472 nt
Organism: Menidia menidia (Atlantic silverside)
Lineage: Eukaryota; Metazoa; Chordata; Actinopteri; Atheriniformes; Atherinopsidae
Source: the annotation of a GenBank genome assembly